This is a messenger RNA of Dicrocoelium dendriticum, 294 nucleotides long. The record is from the annotation of a GenBank genome assembly. Lineage: Eukaryota; Metazoa; Platyhelminthes; Trematoda; Plagiorchiida; Dicrocoeliidae.
AUGCCUAGUGAGCCUAUUGCUUCUUUGUCGACAGGCUUAACUGCUUCCAGUGGUAAAGGGGGGGUGGGGAGGGGGGGGGGGGGUGGGGGGGGGGGGGGGGGGGGGGGGGGGGGGGGGGGGGGGGGGGGGGGGGGGGGGUGGGGGUGGGGGGGGGGGGGGGGGGGGGGGGGUGGGUGUGGGGGGGGGGGUGGGGGGGUGGGGGGGGGUGGGGGGGGGUGGGGGGGGGGGGUUGGGGUUGGGGGUGGGGGUGUGGUGGUGGUGGUGGGUGGGGGAUGGGUAGUGGGGGGGGGUUAG